Messenger RNA from Tupaia belangeri chinensis (Chinese tree shrew), 3136 nucleotides. It is a transcript of the gene FBRS, whose product is annotated as fibrosin. The record is from RefSeq and is a predicted model, not a curated record. Lineage: Eukaryota; Metazoa; Chordata; Mammalia; Scandentia; Tupaiidae. The coding region runs from base 120 to 1919 and encodes 599 amino acids. The transcript is spliced from 13 exons.
AGCCCCUCGGCCUCCUGUCUCACCCCCAGCACCCCUGCCGGCCACCCCCAGUCUGCCACCCCCACCCCAGCCCCAGCUGCAGCUUCGGGUCUCGCCCUUCGGCCUCCGCACUUCUCCCUAUGGCAGCAGCCUGGACCUCAGCACUGGCAGCUCUUCACGGCCGCCCCCCAAGGCCCCGGCCCCUCCCGUGGCUCAGCCUCCCCCCUCAUCAUCCUCUUCGUCCUCCUCCUCCUCAUCUGCCUCCUCCUCGUCCGCGCAGCUCACCCACCGCCCCACCCCCACCCCUGCUGCAGGUGCCAGGGCACCCUGGGGCCUCAGCCGCUAACGCCCUUUCUGAGCAGGACCUGAUCGGCCAGGACCUGAACUCUCGCUACCUGAAUGCCCAGGGUGGCCCUGAGGUGGUGGGGUCAGGGGGCUCAGCCCGGCCCCUGGCCUUCCAGUUCCACCAGCACAACCACCAGCACCAGCACACCCACCAGCACACCCACCAGCACUUCACCCCUUAUCCCCCGGGCCUGCUGCCACCCCACGGCCCCCACAUGUUUGAGAAAUAUCCAGGAAAGAUGGAAGGCCUUUUCCGACAUAAUCCGUACACGGCCUUCCCUCCCGCAGUGCCCGGGCUACCUCCGGGCCUCCCGCCGGCUGUCUCCUUUGGCUCCCUGCAGGGGGCCUUCCAGCCCAAGAGCACGAACCCUGAGCUGCCACCACGACUGGGGCCAGUGCCGAGCGGGCUCCCCCAGAAGGGGACACAGAUCCCCGACCAUUUCCGGCCACCUUUGAGGAAACCAGGGAAGUGGUGUGCCAUGCAUGUGCGCGUGGCUUACAUGAUCCUGAGACACCAGGAAAAGAUGAAGGGUGACUCCCACAAGCUUGACUUUCGGAACGACCUCCUGCCCUGCCUUCCGGGGCCCUAUGGGGCCCUGCCCCCUGGGCAGGAGCUCUCCCACCCGGCCUCCCUCUUCACUGCGACUGGUGCCGUCCACGCUGCAGCCAAUCCUUUCACGGCAGCUCCCGGGGCCCACGGACCCUUCCUGAGCCCCAGCACCCACAUUGAUCCCUUUGGGCGUCCCACAAGCUUCGCCUCCUUGGCUGCCCUCUCCAACGGGGCCUUUGGAGGCCUGGGCAGCCCCACAUUCAACUCCGGCGCCGUCUUUGCUCAGAAAGAAAGCCCAGGGGCCCCACCAGCCUUCGCCUCCCCCCCAGACCCAUGGGGCCGCCUGCACCGCAGUCCUCUGGCCUUUCCUGCCUGGGUCCGGCCCCCUGAGGCCGCCCGGACACCAGGCUCAGACAAGGAGCGGCCUGUGGAGCGGAGGGAGCCCUCUAUCACCAAGGAGGAGAAGGACAGGGACCUCCCCUUCUCACGGCCCCAGCUUCGAGUUUCUCCUGCUACUCCCAAGGCCCGGGCUGGAGAGGAAGGGGCCCGGCCAGCCAAGGAAUCCGUGCGGGUAAAGGAAGAGCGAAAGGAAGAGGCUGCCCGCCCCCCCCCCCCCCCCGGCCCCCCCCCCGCUGCCGCCGCUGCAGCCACCGGGCCUCAGGGUCUUCACCUGCUGUUUGAGAGACCCCGACCACCUCCCUUUCUGGGCCCUAGUCCACCAGAACGCUGUGCUGGCUUCCUGGAGCCAACCUGGUUGGCAGGGCCCCCACGCCUGGCUAGGCCACCCCGCUUCUAUGAGGCGGGUGAGGAGCUGACUGGACCAGGGGCCGUGGCUGCUGCCCGCCUCUACGGUCUAGAGCCUGCUCAUCCUCUGCUAUACAGCCGCUUGGCUCCACCACCGCCUCCUGCUGCGGCCCCAGGAACCCCUCACCUUCUCAGCAAGACCCCACCAGGAGCCCUUUUGGGGGCACCACCUCCUCUUGUGCCCGCCCCCCGGCCUAGUUCCCCACCUAGAGCCCCUGGCCCAGCCCGGGCUGACAGGUGAGGGAAGGGGAGGGGCAGGGGCAAAGCUCCAUCCCCCCCCUUUUCUUUUGACAAGGUCCUAGGGCUGAGGUUUUAAGCCAGGGCUGGAGGGCAAAGGUCAUGACCUCACUAGCCAUCUCUGAGGUCAUGUAACCUGGGAGCAGUAGCCCACCCCCCACAAGAUCAAGCAUCACAUGGAUCGUGGGGCCAUGGAGGGGAGAGGUUAUAAGCCUCUAGAAAGAGAGCUGUGUGUGUGUGUGUGUGUGUGUGUAUGUGUGUGUGUGUGUAUGUAUGAGAGUUCGGGGACAUUUGAGGUCAUAGCUCAUGAUCUCCUCUGAGGUGCACCAUCACCCCCUCUGAGGGCCUCUAGGCCCUUGACAUGCCUCCCCAAGGGCUCACCAAGCCAGAGGCCAAAGUGCCCCCAUCUCCCCUUCACCUACCACCCGAGUCCUCAUGCCCUCCUAGGGCUGGGGGAGGAGGGGCUAAAGGAAGGGAGGUUCCAUGUACAUAUUUAUCACCCCUUCCACAUAGCCCCACAUACCUUUUGUACAUUUUUACAAGGGUGCCCCUCCCAACAGUCCCCUUCCUGGUUAAUUAAAUCCUCAGACUGGUGCUGUGUUCCUAGCCUCUGGCCUCUCUGUGGGGGGCAAGCGGGGUGCAGGGGGAAGAACCGGUUGGAGAUAGACAGGAACCCAGGGCUUCUGGGAAUGUGGGUCCAGCAGGAGAUAGACUAACAGGGAAGAGACCUAGGAAUCUAGGCUGGAGGGAAGAGCCAAUGUUUCUGCUUGGCUGAGGGCCCUGGUCCUCCCCUACUUGUUCUUGUUAAUUCUAUGUGCCCCUAGCCCCAACAGGCUCAACCACUUAGCCUCAGACCACCUCUCAAUGGCUCAGUCCACCCCACCCCAUUUCCAAGUGCUCCGAGAACUCCUGGGCCCUGCUCCCCAGAACCCUUUCUCCAGAACCCUGCCCCAGGCAAAGCAAGAAGGGCAGAGAAGGUCAUCAUGUACCACACACCAAAGAAGGGGGUUGGCCCAGGGGUGGGUGACACAGGCAGCUUUUUCAGCAGCCUCAUGGCAGUAGCCCCAGCCUUCCCAAAGCAGCAGGCUCCUCCAGGCUGGGGCCCAUCUUAGAAGGCAGGGGUCAGUUUAACAAAACCCUAAUGUUGACUUUUUUCCCCCGGUGGGGCUUAUUCUGUAACAUGACUUGCGGAUAUUUAUAUAAAAAUAAGUGUUACAAUGA